CUGAGGCGAGGGGCUGGGCGGGAAAUGCCGGCGGAAGGCGCCGCCCGGCCGCGGCGUCAUGUGAACGGCGGCAAGAUGGCUGCCUUUCCCUGGCAUGCAAGAUCAAGAAACUAUGUUUCAGAAUCUGAAGUAUGCAAACUGGAAUCCAUACCCUUGGAUUUUGGCGAUUACCAUCCACUAAAGCCCAUUACAGUUACUGAAUCCAAGACCAAGAAAAUGAACCGGAAAGGAAGCACUUCUUCUACGUCCUCCUCCUCUUCCAGUUCUAUGCUGGAUCCAUUGAGCAGUGUACUGGAUGGUACUGAUCCCUUGUCAUUGUUCGCAGCAGCUGCAGAUCCUGUGACUACUACUGCGACCAUGGAUAGCACACGAAAGAAACGGGAUAAAGAUGACAGCUCAGCAGUAGGAAGUGACUUUGAACCAUGGUCAAGCAAACGUGGUGAAAUUCUUGCUAGAUACACAACAACAGAGAAGCUCUCUAUUAAUCUAUACAUGGGAUCUGAAAAAGGAAAAGCUACAACUGCUGGCUCAGCAGUUUCUGAAAAAGUGAGGACAAGGUUAGAAGAACUGGAUGAUUUGGAAGAGGGGUCACAGAAAGAGCUGUUGAAUUUGACUCAGCAGGAUUACAUGAACCGAAUUGAAGAACUGAAUCAGUCUUUAAAGGAUGCUUGGUCCUCUGAUCAGAAAGUAAAAGCUCUAAAAAUAGUCAUCCAGUGUUCGAAGCUUCUUUCAGACACGACAGUAAUCCAGUUCUAUCCAAGUAAAUUUGUUUUAAUUACAGAUAUCCUUGAUACUUUUGGGAAACUGGUGUAUGAAAGGAUCCUGUCAAUGUGUGUGGACAGCCGUGUCCCUUUGCCAGAUAAUUUUUCUCCAGAGAGUGUGAACGACACGGCCAAAGAAACUUGCUUAAACUGGUUUUUCAAGAUUGCUUCCAUCAGAGAGCUCAUUCCCAGAUUUUACGUGGAAGCAGCAAUACUGAAGUGCAAUAAGUUCCUGUCAAAAAUGGGGAUUUCGGAAUGUCUUCCACGGUUAACGUCUAUGAUUAGAGGAAUUGGAGAUCCACUGGUUGCAGUCUAUGCAAGAGCAUACCUUUGCAGGGUUGGAAUGGAAGUGGCACCACAACUCAAAGAAAGCCUUAAUGAAAAUUUCUUUGACUUUCUUCUAACAUUUAAGCAAAUUCAUGGGGACACAGUUCAGAAUCAGCUGGUAGUGCAAUGUGUGGAGAUCCCUUUGUAUUUGACUCUAUAUUCUCCUGCUAUAGACUGGAUUUUACAGUGCAUUGCAUAUCGUGCUCCUGAGGUUCUGCUUACUGAGAUGAUGGAGAGAUGCAAAAAUUUGGGGAACAAUGCUUUGCUGUUGAAUUCAAUAAUGUCAGCGUUCAGAGCGGAGUUUAUUGCUGCAAGAUCUAUGGACUUCAUUGGCAUGAUUAAAGAGUGUGAUGAAUCUGGAUUCCCAAAGCACCUCCUCUUUCGCUCCUUGGGAUUAAACUUGGCAUUGGCUGAUCCUCCUGAAAAUGAUCGCCUUCAAAUAUUAAAUGAAGCCUGGAAGGUUAUAACAAAGCUGAAGAACCCACAGGAUUAUAUCAACUGUGCUGAAGUGUGGGUGGAGUACACAUGCAGGCAUUUUACGAAACGGGAGGUCAAUACAGUUUUGGCUGAUGUUAUCAAACACAUGACUCCUGAUCGAGCCUUUGAAGAUGCUUACCCCCAGCUGCAGUCAAUUAUUCAGAAAGUUAUUACCUAUAUCUAUGACUUCUCUUUGCUUUUCUCAGUGGAGAAAUUCCUGCCAUUUCUGGAUAUGUUCCAGAAGGAAAGUGUGAGAGUGGAGGUUUGCAAGUGCAUUAUGGAAUCUUUUAUUAAGCAUCAGCAGGAAUCUACAAAGGAUCCAGUUAUACUCAAUGCUCUUCUGCAUAUCUGCAAGACGAUGCAUGAUUCUGUGAAUGCACUAACACUUGAGGAUGAGAAAAGAAUGUUAGCAGCUUUGAUAAAUGGAUUCAUAAAAAUGGUUUCAUUUGGCCGUGACUUUGAACAACAGCUGAGUUUCUAUGUUGAAGCCAGGUCAAUGUUUUGCAAUUUGGAGCCUGUUCUAGUCCAGUUGAUUCAUUCUGUGAACCAGCUGGCAAUGGAAACAAGAAAGGUGAUGAAAGGAAAUCAUUCCAGAAAGACUGCAGCGUUUGUCAGGGCUUGUGUUGCCUUCUGCUUCAUUACAAUUCCAUCUCUGAGUGGUAUCUUCACACGCCUUAAUCUGUAUCUGCACUCUGGACAGGUUGCUCUGGCAAAUCAGUGUCUUUCACAAGCUGAUGCUUUUUUCAAAGCUGCAGUGAGCCUUGUUCCUGAAGUACCAAAAAUGAUCAAUGUUGAUGGAAAGAUGCGACCUUCUGACGCCUUCCUCCUGGAAUUCCUUUGCAAUUUUUUUUCCACCUUAUUAGUUGUUCCGGACCAUCCAGAACAAGGAGUGUUGUUUCUUGUGCGAGGAUUGCUAAAUGUGAUCCAGGAUUACACUUGGGAGGAUAACAGUGAUGACAAAGUCAGGAUUUAUACUAAUGUUUUGCAUCUGCUGUCUGCGAUGACUCAAGAAGUAUAUAUCUACCAUGUAGAUAAAGUUGAUUCUAAUGAUACCCUGUAUGGUGGAGACUCCAAGUUCCUGGCUGAAAUUAAUAAACUGUGUGAAACAGUGAUAGCACAGAUCCUGGAUCAUCUGAAAACCCUUGGAAAAGAAGAGACCCUAAAGCGACAGAGCCAGUUGGCACUCUAUUUCUUUAACACUAUUCUAGCUCAUGGGGAUCUACGGAACAACAAACUAAACCAGCUUUCAGUCAACCUCUGGAAUCUUGCUCAGAAGCAUGGCUUUGCUGACACCAGUACUAUGGUGACAACACUAGAAUACAUCAAGAAGCGAAGCAAACAACCUGAAAUGAGUCACUUCACAGAUUUGGCCCUUCGGCUUCCUCUGCAGUCCAGGACCUGAGGAAUGCCGCUUUCCCAAGGAGUCACCUGCACAAGGGAGUGUGUUGCCAAGGCCCAAAUCACUGAUCUGGAUUGUGACUGGAGGAGUUCAGUGUAUUAUUUUACUUAGUGGGACAGAUUUACUUGGACACAAGUAAAGGUAAAACUGUUCUGAGUGCAAUAAUUUAACCUGAAUUUGUUUCCAGUUUUACCUCUACAUUAUUAAAUGCUGAUUUAGAUUUAGUUAAUGGUAUUUUGAACCUCUGUGGUUGCAAAAGCCUUUAGAAAGCUAACCUGUUGUCAUUUUAGCAACAAAGAAAGAAGAUAAACUGCAUGGAUCAGUUCACAUCUUCCACACUUCAUCCCACAUGCAGGAUAGUCUUUCUCCUCUGUAGAAACCAGCAUUUCAAUAUAAUAAUCCUACUAAGCCAUCUUUCUGCUUUGGGAAGCUGCCAACAUUGGAUUGGUCAGUUCCAGUAGAAGAGAAAAAUGGCUGAGGUGUUCUUGUCCUAAUUUCUGCAGUAUAUUUUCAUGGACAUGUUUAUGCUUUCGUUUUAGUUCAGUGUUGUUUUGUAAAAUGGAAAGAGUCUUUUAAGUGCUGUCUGCAAAGAAAAAUGGAAAUGUAUGCAAAGUACUCUGUGUUUGCAAAGUACACUAUCCCUGAAUAAAACAAUUUGCAGUUCA
Pezoporus occidentalis (night parrot) is the source of this 3629-nucleotide messenger RNA. It is a transcript of the gene VPS35L, whose product is annotated as VPS35 endosomal protein sorting factor like. The transcript has 31 exons. Gene Ontology annotation, cellular component: endosome. Lineage: Eukaryota; Metazoa; Chordata; Aves; Psittaciformes; Psittacidae. Gene Ontology annotation, biological process: endocytic recycling. The record is from RefSeq and is a predicted model, not a curated record. The coding region runs from base 25 to 2967 and encodes 980 amino acids.